Asterias rubens (European starfish) is the source of this 2550-nucleotide messenger RNA. Its product is annotated as proton myo-inositol cotransporter-like. Gene Ontology annotation, biological process: transmembrane transport. The record is from RefSeq and is a predicted model, not a curated record. The transcript is spliced from 13 exons. NCBI's taxonomy places the organism in Eukaryota, Metazoa, Echinodermata, Asteroidea, Forcipulatida, Asteriidae. Gene Ontology annotation, cellular component: membrane. The coding region runs from base 230 to 2083 and encodes 617 amino acids. Gene Ontology annotation, molecular function: myo-inositol:proton symporter activity.
UACUCGCCUUUUAAUAAUUCCAAGUUUCAGGUAAAAGCUUGUGUUUUUUUUUGGUGACGACUGACGGCCCAUCGAAAACGUGAACAGGGUAACCGAACAGAAAUAUAUAGACGAAGUAAGGCUACAAUUACGAUUGGGAAUGACUGGAAAGAGACUUAUGAUUAAUAAGGAUCUACUACUAACACAGCGAGAUUGAAAAACAGAAUGCUGCAACGUGACUGUCAGUAUUAUGUAUGAGAUGACAGACUUAUUGAAAGCAGAACCUAACAUGGACAGUGAUGACAGCAGAGAUGGCGGCCGUUAUGACCAGGGCACAACAAGUCCCCUGGUCAAGCACCCCGAUACUGAACCCAAACUUACUACAUUCACCAAAGCGUUGGUCACCUUUGCAGCUAUUGGGGGUUUUCUCUUUGGAUAUGACACUGGAGUUGUCUCCGGGGCGAUGAUCCUCAUCAAAGAUGAAUUCAACUUAACAACCGUCUGGGAGGAAGUUGUGGUGAGUGUGACUAUUGGUGCAGCAGCAGUGUCGGCGCUUGCUGGGGGUACAUUAAACGAUGUCACAGGCAGGAGACCUAUGAUUAUUCUAGCUAGUAUACUAUUCAUGGCUGGCGCAAUCAUCAUGUGUUUCUCACCUAGUAAGGAAGUGCUCGUCAUUGGCAGACUUGUCGUGGGUCUUGGCGUAGGACUUGCAUCUAUGACCGUGCCGAUGUACAUUGCUGAAGCAUCACCCACUCAUCUUAGAGGUAGGCUGGUUACGGUCAAUCAGGUCUUUAUAACUGGAGGUCAAGUCAUUGCUAGUGUGAUUGAUGGAGCUCUGUCUUAUUGGCCAUGGGGAUGGAGGUUGAUGCUAGGAUUAGGAGCAGUACCAGCUGCUAUACAGCUAGUUGGCUUCAUCUUUCUACCUGAGAGCCCUCGAUGGCUCAUUCUGCACCAUCAUCACGAGAAGGCAAGGAGGGUCCUGACACUGGUAUACGGCAAGGGUAGCCCCUACAUCGACAGCGAGUAUGAGAAUAUUAGCAGAAGCGCAGCACAACAAGAUAAAGGAAAGCAAUGGGUGAUUCUAAGGAUUUUAAGGACCCCGGCCGUUCUUCGAGCCGUUAUUGUUGGCUGUGGUCUUCAGAUGUUUCAACAGUUAGUGGGAAUAAAUACAGUCAUGUACUAUAGUGCAACUAUUAUCCGUAUGUCUGGAGUACAAGAUAACUCCACAGUCAUCUGGCUUGCAGCGGUGGUAGCGUUUUGCAACUUCCUCUUCUCGCUGGUUGGUCUUUAUUUGGUAGAGAAGGUGGGAAGACGCAUUCUUACUCUUGGAAGUCUCUUAGGUGUUGCAUUCAGUCUGUCAUUCCUCGGUGUUGGAUUCCUGUUAAUGUCCAUCAACUCUCCUGUUGUUACUCAAACAUACCCACAAGCUGGUGUCUGUAACGCAUACCAUGACUGUCAGCAGUGUAUCUUGGAAGACCAGUGCGGAUUCUGUUUUGAGCUGGACCAGAAUAAAGUGGUCAACAACAGUUCUUGUCUACCUGUGAAUAACACCAACUUAAACUAUGCUACAGUUGGUCCUUGCUCUGUGAGGGAGAAAGGACCCAAAGCCCCUGAAUGGGCUAUGGAGUAUUGCCCAACGUCAUUCGGUCCCAUGGCUAUGGUUGGACUUGUUAUUUAUCUGAUUUCGUUCUCUCCUGGUAUGGGUCCAAUGCCAUGGACAGUGAAUUCAGAGAUCUAUCCCCAUUGGGCUCGAAGUACAGGUAACUCAUUGUCCGCAAUGACCAACUGGCUCUUCAAUCUUCUCAUCUCAAUGACGUUCUUAACUCUGACUGAGCAAAUCACCAGACAAGGAACGUUUUUUAUGUACAGUGGUAUCGCAGUAGUGGGUCUAGUGCUGAUCUACUGGCUACUACCUGAGACCAAAGGACGACCCUUGGAAGAAGUGAUUGACGUCUUUAAGAAGCCUUGGUGUUGUGCAGGCCAGUAUUCAACGGAUUCCCCCUACAGUCCAUUAGGAGGCGCCACCCACUCCAGCAAUGAUCAAGCUGAAACAGAGUUAGAACGCUACCAGGCUCAGGGAUCAAAGGAGGCAAAUUCUAAAUGAUGUGGAUUGAUGAGGAAAUAUAGUGUUUUUCAUAUUAUUAUUGUUGGUUUAUUAAAAACAACCAAAGGCUGAAUUGUGUUUAAAAAAUUCAAGAGAUACAUAGAAAAAAAUAAAAAUAUUAGAAAUAAAAAUAUAAACAUAUCCAAGCCUUUACAAAUAGGCCAAUACAUACAUGACUAAAACAAUUUAAAAAGUUUGUUGCAAGGUCUACAAGUUGAAGAACGAAAAUUAUGACGGAAAAAAAAGAUUUACCGGGGCAACUAAAAAUUACUGACCAAGGAGGCCAGCACACUAAACAAAACAGCAGAAAAAUGUUUAGAUUAUAGCGUUGAGAAGUCUGGUCAAAGAUUGGAUCGGAAUGUGUGUUAUACUCGUUAGCUCUACACAUGAGCGUGAUGUUUGUUUGUAUUUUUGAGGUCCCUGUUGCAAAUUUCCAUCUAUUGCAUUGUUGCAGUACCCGCUGCUAA